Molecule: messenger RNA, 1521 nt
Organism: Trametes versicolor FP-101664 SS1
Lineage: Eukaryota; Fungi; Basidiomycota; Agaricomycetes; Polyporales; Polyporaceae
Exons: 5
Coding region: 1-1521 (506 amino acids)
Biological process (GO): endoplasmic reticulum to Golgi vesicle-mediated transport; Golgi organization
Cellular component (GO): Golgi apparatus
Molecular function (GO): small GTPase binding
Source: RefSeq, a predicted model, not a curated record
AUGUCCUCCUCUCCGUCGUCGUCUGACGUGGCCAGCAACGAUGACCCAACAUCUCGCCGCUCUCUUGAUGGAGAGCGUAUUCUCGGAUCGCCUCCACCGCUCAAUGGACUCUCUGGCAAGCCUUCAUCCAACGGAGAUGCUCACCAGGACUCGGAUGAUUUGGACCCCGUGCAACGCCUUGAGCGGGAGCUACAACGCACGCGCGAGGAGAAGGAUACUCUUGCGACGCAAUAUCGCAACCUCCUAGCGAAGCUCACCACAAUGCGGACCACACUCGGGAAUAAGCUUAAGCAGGAUGCCGAAGAACUGGACCGUCAGGAGCAGCUGGUACAGCAGUUGACUGUGCAGAACGAAGACUUCGCGGUGACAGUGGAGACGUUGAAAGCGGAACUCAUCGCGUCUAACGAAGAGGCCGAGCGGGCGUCCAAGGAGCUCGAAGUUAUGCGCAGCCGCGCGCUGCAAGAUAGCGCGCAAGAGUCGUACCUGCGCGAGCGCGAGCUGCGGGAGCUCCAAGCCGAGCUUGAGCAAUGUCGAAUAGAACGCGACGAGUGGGAGCAGAAGGCCAUGCAGGAACACAUCUCGGCGGAUGAGGCGCGGACCACUGCGGAUAUACUCCGCCGCGACCUCGAGGCGGAGCGGGAAGCGAGGCAACGCGCGGAAGGCGCGUUCGAGAUGGAGCGAGAGAAGUCUAACAACCUGCAGUCUGUUCUGGAGGAUUUCCAAGCUGCGAAAGACCACGACCUUAAGCAAGCAGUGAGAGACUACGAGUCCCAGCUACUGCAGGUCACGCAGUCCUUGGCGGAGUACAAGAGCCGCGCUUUGAACGCGGAGCUGCAACUAGAAGAGUCGUCGACUAACAACUCGCGAGUGCAGGAACUCGAGAAGGAGGUGAAGGACAAGGGCUUCUUGAUUGGCAAGCUACGGCAUGAAGCGGUGAUCAUGAACGAGCACCUCAUGGAAGCCCUCCGUCGACUGCGGCGCUCAUCGACUGAUACAAACGUCGAUCGACGGCUCGUGACUAACAUUCUGCUCUCGUUCCUCACAACGCCGCGCGCGGACUCAAAGCGCUUUGAGAUGCUCUCCCUGCUCGCCACCAUCCUCUCCUGGAACGACGACGAGCGCGAGAAGGCUGGCUUGCAACGCAACAACCCAUCGCACGCAUCCUCCCUUCCCUCGCUGUUCGGCCGGUCGUCCGCAUCCUCACCUUCACUCCGGCCUGCGGAGCUCGACAAGACCGACGAGACUGAGUCGUUCUCGCGUCUCUGGGUCGAGUUCCUGCUCACCCAAGCAGCUGCGGGCGAAGGCUCCCCGCCACCCCCAAAGUCCCCUCGCACACCUUCCGCACGGCCAAACGGCUCCCUGCCAAGCACACCCACGCAAGCCAGCACGCGCCUAUCGCCGAUUGGUCUCGGAGGCCCGAAGCGCCUGCCGUCGUUCACCGCUGCUGCGAUGGCGAGCUCCCCAGACCUACAGCUUGCGAGUCCGCCGCGAGGGAAGGGCAAGGAGCGUGCGGUGUCGUGA